Paramisgurnus dabryanus is the source of this 4742-nucleotide messenger RNA. It is a transcript of the gene hgfb, whose product is annotated as hepatocyte growth factor b. Gene Ontology annotation, biological process: proteolysis. Lineage: Eukaryota; Metazoa; Chordata; Actinopteri; Cypriniformes; Cobitidae. The record is from RefSeq and is a predicted model, not a curated record. Gene Ontology annotation, molecular function: signaling receptor binding; serine-type endopeptidase activity.
UCUCUGAGCUCGCGCUGAUCUUCAGUCAGUCAGUUAGUACUGCGCGCGCUCGCUCACUGUCCGCGUUUCCUCAGCUGCAGAGUGAUCACUUUCUUAUUUAUAAAGAGGAAAAGCAGCAAGACUUCUGUCAUCAUUCAUUGGAGUAUACAUUAACCUCUCCAAAGCGACAUGUGGAUUUACAAAAUUUUGCUCUGUGUGGCCGUUUUGGUUUACUCAGAAACUAAGAGGCAUGCCCUGCAAGACUACCAGAAGACCGAUGGCGUGCGUCUGGUGACGCCACCCGAUUUGUCCUACAUGUCCAAAGGCCGCAAGAUGAGCGUGGGAAAAUGUGCACGUCGUUGCACUCGCAACAGGAAGCUCCAAUUCACCUGCAGAGCAUUCAUCUUUGAUCAGAAAAGUACAAAGUGUCAUUUGCUGUCGUACGACAGCCUCACUGUUGGCGUCCGGAUAGAGAAUGACUUCAACUUUGACCUCUAUGAGAAAAAAGACUUUAUGAAAGAGUGUAUUAUUGGCAAUGGAUUGAACUACAAAGGGAAGCGAUCGGUGACGAAGUAUGGAGUCCAGUGUCAACUCUGGAAUUCAAAAACGCCCCAUGAACACAAUUUCUUACCCAAGAGGCACAAGCACAGAGAUCUGAGUGAGAACUUAUGUCGUAACCCAGACAAUACUACAACAGGGCCCUGGUGCUUUACAACAGACCCCAGAAUACGCCACCAGGACUGCAGCAUCCCACAAUGCUCGGAGGUGGAAUGUACAACAUGUAAUGGAGAAAGCUAUCGUGGACCCAUGGACCACACGGAGAGCGGACGGGAAUGCCAACGCUGGGACCUUGAGGAACCGCACAAACACCUUUUCCACCCCAAAAGGUACCCGGAUAAAGGUUUGAAGGACAACUACUGUAGGAACCCAGACGGGCGCCAGAGACCCUGGUGUUUCACCACUGACCCCAAAACACCAUGGGAGUACUGUAACAUCAAACAGUGUGACCAAGACAACAGCAGCAACAUUGACAACACGACAACCUGCUUCUUUGGACGUGGGGAGGGUUAUCGGGGGACAGUGGGUAUCACUCCCGACGGAGUAACCUGCCAAAGAUGGGAUGCCCAGUUUCCCCAUCGACACUCAUACACUCCUGAAAACUACAGCUGCAAGGAUCUCAGGGAGAACUACUGUAGAAAUCCUGAUGGUCGUCAGUUUCCAUGGUGCUUCACUACUGACCCCAAUGUACCUGUUGCAUUCUGCACCAACAUCCCUCGCUGUGAAGUCACAGCCUCUGAAUCUGAAGAGUGCUACACAGGCAUCGGUGAAACAUACAAUGGCAAACAGGCAAAAACUCGGUCUGGCAUCCCCUGUACUCCAUGGAAAGACCACAGUGAAAAUAAAGAAAGAAAUGUGGACUUUAUGACGGCCGAACAGGGGAAGAACUUCUGCAGGAACCCAGACAAGGACAAGCAUGGCCUGUGGUGUUUUACCAACAGUUCAUCCAUCCCUUGGGACUACUGCUCCCUUAAACCCUGUCAAGCUUCACAAAACAAUCUGCCACCAAAAGAUGAAGCUUCAAAGAGCUCAUGUUUUGUACACAAGCAGGUGAGAAUCGUGGGUGGAGGUCCGGUUCCCAUUAAAGAAGGUACUUGGAUGGUCAGCAUACAGAGAGGGAGCACUCACUGGUGCGGAGGUUCUCUGGUCAGGGAGGAGUGGGUGCUGACAGACAGACAUUGCUUCUCGUCAUGUGUGCCUGACCUAUCCGAGUACAGAAUUUGGCUCGGUGUUACCCAUUUGAACGAAUCCGCCGAGAAUGACUUUCACAGACAGGAGAGAAGAAUUUCGCAUGUCAUAUGUGGACCGGAAGGCUCCAACCUCGCUUUGCUCCGAUUGACAAAGCCAGCCCUCCCGAGGGAACGUGUCCGGGUUAUUCAGCUGCCCGUGGCUGACUGCAGCAUUCAGGAGAACACCAUAUGCUCUGUGUAUGGCUGGGGUGAGACCAAAGGUACAGGACAUGAGGGUACGCUCAAAAGUGUUCAUCUACCAGUAGUUAGCAACGAACGAUGCCAACAGCUUCACAGAGGAAGUCUUCAGAUCACCAGCUCUAAACUGUGUGCUGGUGGUCGGAGAGAUGAAGGAGUGUGUGAGAAGGACUACGGCGGCCCGCUCGUAUGUCAGGAGAGUCACAGUAAGGUCAUUGUGGGUGUGAGCAUAAACGGCAGAGGAUGCGCCCGACACAACCGACCCGCCAUCUUCGUAAACGUGGCCUUUUAUACCGGAUGGAUUCAUAAAGUUUUCAAACAUUACCCCAACUCGGAACUAAACUACUGAUGCGAACCUUUUCAAAAGCACAACGCCAGGAUCAGAAACAAAUCCGAUGCUAUACAAGAUCUCUGAACGAAAAAUAUCCGAACAGCUUUCGUCGAAAAAAAGUCUUGAAAACUUUCCCAGCUUGGCUGUGAGACACGUAUUAACUUGAAAACUAGAACUGUGGCUGAAACUGUUUGCAAUUUGUGCACCUAAUAAUGCCAGAACCGCAGAGCGUGGCGCCUGGGAACAGAUUCUCCAAAGACUAAAUUAGCAACCGGCCAUACGGAAAGAUAGAGACUACCGGACCGAAUCGAGAACAAGCAGCCAGAAUUUGUUUCGAGAAUCAAUAGUAACUCCUGGCCACCAACCAAAAACCUCAAGUCCUCGAAGAGAACUUCAGUGUACCGCGAAGCAUUCGUAUGUACAUUUAAUCCACACGUUACCUUUCCAGCUAAAGGUCUGGGAUCUUGGAAACAGGGAUUCAGACCAGGACUUGAUAUAUGGAUACAAACCCCGAGAUCUCCCCCGAAUCCCAGCAGGAAUCGACUCUUUCCUCCUUUAAAAAAUCACUCACUUGAUCUAUCUUCAAUACAUUUCGGACGCUCCUCGUAUAGCAAGAGGACUGUUAUGAUUAUAAGUACAUGUUGAUAUAAAAAUCUCAUUCAAAAAGCCCCUCUAUAAAGUAUUAGCUGUUAGCAUAGACUAAAUGUUAAGUAUCUUUUAGAUAAAAGUAUACAGCGUAGGCUUUUUGCUUUAAUGCUCCUGAUAAUACUUGAAAACACACAUGAUAGAUCACUGUGUCGCUCAGUAACACCUCCUUACGUCGCCUUUAUGCGUUUACAUAGUCAUAGGUGUUCCAUCAAUUUCCACUGUUGAUAUUUCGUCCACGAGGCUGAAUAGAGAUGCAUAACCUGAAGCAUGUAAUGACAUACAGUAAAAAUCAUAGUUGUCAUAACAUAUCAGCAUCUGAGGUUCCCAUACUCCAUGUUUGGUUUAAAGUGGAAUUCAUAGGAGGUUUCUGCAAUGUGUGUUGUAAAUACUGUGGUCAUGGGAGUGCAGUACUCACUCCCAGUUCUUCUGUAGGUCUCAUAGACCUUUAUAAGAUGUUAUGGCGUGGUGGCCUCCAUCCAUUGGGUGGUUUUAUAUAUAUAUAUUUGUAAAUAUAUCUGUAUUAAUAACAAAUGCACAUUUUGUCAGUGUUACGAUAAACGAAAGCGGGAAAAAAAGAUACCAAAAAGUUAGGAUUGACCUAAAUUGUGCUUUUGCGAAUGAGUAAUUGUGUUAUAUAUUUGUGCAUGUAUUCGGGCGUGUGUGUGUGCACUGCUGCAAGCUCAAAUGCAUUUUGCAGCCGUGCUAACCUCUGCAGGACAGAGCAAACCGAUACGCAUGUACCGAGUAUGUUGUUGCCAACAUCGGACAAGGAAAUUUACAGAUUAAUUCCUCUGUUUUUCCAAUCAGAGCAGUUGCACGAUAAAUCCACGAGAUUUUCUCUCUUGUGUGGUCUUGGAUCGCUCCAAACACGAGCUGCUUACUCUUUCACUUUGGCCCCUCUCCAAAAACAAUCAGAUUGGGAAAUUACCUCCAAAUAUCUUGUUGGCUUAAACAAAUAGCUCUCUGAGUGAUGGCUUGUAAGUGUUUGUAUUCCAGCCACUCCCAAUGCUAAUUAUCUUGGUUAAAAUGAAGGAUGAGUUUCAUUUGUACAGUAAGAGUCCUGAGGCACAAAUCCUUAUGUAAGGACAUCGUUGAACACUUUGAGAUUAGUGUUACUAAAGCAAUAACAUGGUAAAAGCCCUUCAGUGUUACCUUAUUUGGCUUUGCUAUUUAUUCGAUAAAACUGUUUUUUUUUACUUUUGUCUUGUUUGCUUUGAAACAAUUUUUUUUAGGAAACUAGUUGGAAUAUUAAAGGGAUAGUUCCUUUACAGAUCUGUAUACCUUUCUCGGUAGCACUUUAUUUUACAGUAUGUGUACUUACCUUGUACAUAUAUAGUAAAUAUGUUGUUACAGACAAAUGUGUUGUACUUACUUUUGAGCAUCUUAAUGGUAAUUAAACUGUAUCAUUACUGUACUUACCAGUGGUACAUUCUUGGUAGUUAUUAUUUAACUCUAGAUAAGUACUGGAAAAUACCAGAUAACUAAUAACAAACAUUACUGAUGUGCCAAUUUUGUACUCAAUAUCUUUGUCCUUUAAACCCAAACAUUAAAUACCGUACGCAUUACCUACUGGGUACAUUCGCUAGUAAGUGCAUGGAAACAGGACUGUAAAUAAAGUGUUAACCAUAAGAUGCAUUGUUGUCUGUAACUUAUAUUGUACAUUUAUUUGUAAGUACAGUACUGUUUCUAGUUAGUUACAGUAUACCUACACUAUAAGUAUUUAUCUGGUAUUACCCAGUACUUAUCUAGAGUUACAUAAUAACUACCAAGUAUGUACCACUGGUAAGUACCUCAAAAGU